AAAAUUCACGUUUAUUCUCUGUUUUCGAAUUCAAUCGCAUUGGAAUGUUCACAUCACCUAAGUAGACAUUGGAUCCGAGGAAAAAUUUAGACAGCAUUGGGCGAAAAAAAGUCAUCAAUUGUCAUCGGUCACACAAAGAGAGCAAACCAAAAACAAAAACACCAAAGUCGCCCAUUACGAAAUACAAUGUGUGUGAUGUCAAAAAAUGAACGAGACUAAAGACGCAAGUGGAACAUUACCAAACGACAGUCUAUCGUCAAUAUGGGAUCGUACAAAAUGUUCACAAACGGUUGAUGGCAAUUCUCCGCGUAUUUUCAAAUUGAAUGUCGAUUGUUUGGAGGAGAUCUGUCACUAUCUAACCAUACGCGAUUUAUUGACACUCGGUCAAACGUGUAGAUUAAUGCAACAAGUGACUGGUGAAUAUUUCAAAGAGAAUUACACAGAGGCCAGUAAAUUUGGCGGUUGUUAUGGAAUCUAUCGUGUAUUUUGCAGUGAUGGAACCGAACGUCCGGAAACAUCUGGUUUCAAUAAAUUCGUUCGAUACAUAUCCCAUCGAUCCAAUGACCUUGCACCGUUGCGUUACAUUGAAUCGAAUGCACCAAAGUUUAUAUCGGCCAAGCAUCUCUUCUUAAACGGUAUUCAUCUGAUAUCGGGUCGUCUUCGUUGUCUCCAAACGAUUUUAAAUCAAAUGGAAAUCAUUCAAAUCAUUCAAUGUUCGAUGCAAUUCGAUUUUUACGAAUCGUUUCUAAAGUAUUGCGGUAAUUUAAAGCGGCUAUACAUUCAAAACGACUUAGGUGACAUAAUAAAACGUAAUGAAAACGAUUGGCUCCAAAAGACCUAUGCAAAGCUUGAGCAUUUGGAAUUUGAUGGUAUGAAAGUGCGAACGUUUGACGUGAGUGAAUUGGAGCGUUUCUUUCAAUUAAAUCCAAAUGUCAAUAGUUUUACAACGAAUGUCACAUUUUUGAUGGAAAAUCAAGACAAAUUUCUGGCGAGUAACAUUCGACUUGACACAUUUGGCGUGAAGAUUCAUCGACAAUCGUUUCGCUUUCGAAUGGUUGAUUUACAAUUGAACACAAUGACUAUGACCUUUCAAUUAUUGAAUCAACUCUACGAGCGUGGUUUUUUCAAGCAGCUACAUUUACACGUAACAUACAUCGAUGCUGAAUAUACAAAUGCAAUGAUGUCAUUGUACGGGCUGGAGAAAUUGUGCAUCAAUCGAAUCAUUCGUAAUUCAACAUUCAAUUUGCAUCGCGUGAAUACAUUAAAAGAAUUGGCAAUUUUUGAUAUACUACCCACAUUUGAUGUAGACGUAUUGGCACAAGAACUCACCAGAUUGGAAAGUCUUUACAUUUGCCGUGCAACAUAUGGUGAUAUUUUGGCAUUCACAAGAUAUGCCACCAAAUUGAAUCGCAUCAUUUUAAAGGACACACUCAAUUUGGACGCGAAGCGCAUUAAAGUGGUGACAUUGAAUGAGGAACGAAAAAAAUUGAAAAAUGCACGAAAACUAACGAUUUAUCUACCGGAUGAUGUAUUUAUAGCGAGCAAAUGGGCCACCGUUAACGGCGAAACUGAUUUGAAAUUUGUUAAAAUUCAACGAUCCGAUUCGUACCGCUGGGACCACUAUUAUCAGUGACACGAUGACGAUGAUCGGAUUUCGAACACGAAAACAACAGUCGAGAAAAACAAACAAAGGGAACACUUGAAAGAAACAAAACAAUGGAAAAAUAACCGAAAAUAACAAAAACAUGAAUGCAAAAUUUAAAAUACACAAAUAUUACCAAAAAUAGAACGAACACCCAGGGGAAUGACAUUGCUAAUGAUUUAUUUCGGUACUAGAAGUGCCAUGAACUUUUCAUAUGAACGACUGAAAAAUACGUUAUCCACUGAUGGUUGAACAUAAAAACAAUAAUAAAGUAACACAAGGGAAAAACAU
Contarinia nasturtii (swede midge) is the source of this 1933-nucleotide messenger RNA. RefSeq lists its product as uncharacterized. The transcript has 2 exons. The record is from RefSeq and is a predicted model, not a curated record. Bases 206 to 1633 code for a protein of 475 amino acids. Gene Ontology annotation, molecular function: protein binding. Lineage: Eukaryota; Metazoa; Arthropoda; Insecta; Diptera; Cecidomyiidae.